AUGAGAGUCUACAGUUGUCACUUUUGUUCUUCCCCAGUGUACCCAUUGCAUGGGAUCAUGUUCGUUAGAAACGAUGCCAAGGAAUUCAGAUUCUGUCGUUCCAAGUGCCACAAGGCCUUCAAGCAACGUCGUAACCCACGUAAAUUGAAAUGGACCAAGGCCUUCAGAAAGGCUGCCGGUAAGGAGCUUGUUGUGGAUUCCACCUUGACCUUCGCUGCCAGAAGAAACGUCCCAGUCAGAUACAACAGAGAUUUGGUUGCCACCACCUUGACAGCCAUGGCUAGAGUAGAUGAAAUCAGACAAAGAAGAGAAAGAGCCUUCUACAAGAAUAGAAUGAGAGGUAACAAGGAAAGAAAGUUGGCUGCCGACAGAAAGUUGGUUGAAGAAAACCCAGUCUUGUUGAAGAUGAGAGACGUUGAAUUGAGAAGAAAGGCCGAAAGAUUGGCUGCUAAGGAAAACGCCAUGGAAGAAGACGACGAAGAAGAAAUUGCAUCGGAAGAUAUCAUGAGCGAAGACGAAGAAAUGGAAUCCGAAUCCGAAUCCGAAGCCGAAUCCAAGAAGCAAAAGGUUUUGUUGAAGAACAAGAACAAGAAGAGCAAGAGGGUUGCUGCUUAG
Messenger RNA from [Candida] anglica, 615 nucleotides. The record is from the annotation of a GenBank genome assembly. NCBI's taxonomy places the organism in Eukaryota, Fungi, Ascomycota, Pichiomycetes, Serinales, Debaryomycetaceae.